AUGGGUCCUAAUCACGACCAAUUCGAGGAGCGCUUGGCGUUCGCUCAACAAAUACUUGGGGACAGCUUCACAGACAUUACUAUUAUCACGCCGCUUGGGUACAGCCCAGAGAGCCCGUUCAAGAGCAACAACUUCGUCUACCGCAUUGAUUUACCGCAUCCGCUCACCGAAGGGCAAAUCGUGACUAAAGCCCUCCGAUAUUCUUGCCGUCAAGUUCCCGUUGGGACGCGGCAACCCGUCCUACGUCUUUCCAAUGCUCUGUCCGAAACCAUGCAUGCUUUCAACCGAACGGAGAACGAGGUCGGUAUGAUUACCCUUGCGUCCGCAGCUCUGAAGGACACCAAUCAUCAUUCCAUCGUCCCGGACGUUUACGAUUGGGGCACCGUCGCUGCUGGAUCAUCAUUUGGGUAUAUCCUCCAACAAUGCAUGGGCGGUAUCACGGUUGAUAAAUAUCUUGAAAGCUCUCCUGUGAACGCGAGCAGGGACAAGCUCUUUGCGCAAACGGCAGAGAUCAUCAACGCAUUCCAACUUUACGAGCUCCCGGAUGGGAUCACCGGCUACGGAGGCGUCACCUUCGAUGCCAAUGGCAGACUCAUUAGCGGCCAAUUCCCCUCGCUCGGAGAUGGUCCGUGGCCUACCUUUGAGGAAUACUUCCUUGCUGAAUUCCGUAUUGCGUUGAAGCUGGCGGAUGACAACAAAUACAUCCAAGGCUGGCACGCCAGUGGCGUACGAGACAAAAUUGACAAAUUCGUAGCCGAGCGCAUCCCUCUUGCAUUCACGGGCCUGAGCUCUAGAGCCGAAAAAUGCAUAACUCAUGCGGAUUUCUCACCGACCAACAUCCUUGUGGACCCAACCAAUGCCAGCAUCACAGGCCUGCUCGAUUAUGAUUUCUCCGGCAUCAUGCAUCCGAUGUAUGAAUUCCUGCGGUCUUUCGAUGGUCUCGGAGGCCGAUUAGAAGGUUGGGCUCUUGAAAAAAGCGAGGCUGGCGAUCAGCUCCGCCACUCCAAACUUCAUGGUUUCCCUUCACCUCUCCCAGCGGAUGUUGACGAUGGUGUGAUGUGGUCGUAUGCGAAGCUCUGGGAAGAAAAGCUUGAAGCUCUUGACGUCAAGAGGCCGCGGGUCAUCGAGGGCAUCGAAGGAGUCACAUUGGUUGAUGAUGUCUUGAGUAUGAUAUUACCUUCGAGGCUGUCGAAUACAGACGUGUGGCGUAUACAGUCCGAGGAGGUCAAGUUGCAGCACAGGGCGGAUUGUGAACGUAAACUUAUGGCUCUUCUUCAGCAUAUUAACUAA
Dissoconium aciculare CBS 342.82 is the source of this 1290-nucleotide messenger RNA. RefSeq lists its product as uncharacterized. The record is from RefSeq and is a predicted model, not a curated record. Lineage: Eukaryota; Fungi; Ascomycota; Dothideomycetes; Mycosphaerellales; Dissoconiaceae. Bases 1 to 1290 code for a protein of 429 amino acids. The transcript has 3 exons.